UACAACAAUGUCAGAUGAUGAUGAUGUUGAAAUUAUUCAUUCUAGUCAAUCCAUUGAAGGUUCACCUAAAUAAGUCUAUAACACUUAAAUAAUUCCAAACCUCUAAUCUGAUAAUCAAGUAAUUCGUUAUCUAAAAUUUAGAAACUUUAUCAAAGUAAUAAAUCUCUUGAGAUCGAAAUCAAAUAAUACAAACAAUUAUUAGAGUAAACCUUAGAAACUCUACGAUAAUCUGAAAAAGAUCAAAAUACUUUAAGUAUUGCAAAUAUGCAUCUAAAAUUUUAGAACUUUAACUUUCUUAAAAAGAUUUUCAACUUUAAGUAAUUCAAGCUAAUGUAGAUGAACGUUAAAAAAGUGGUAAAAUUGAAUCACAUUAAAAAAUAAAAGACAGCAACUCUAGUAAAUGAUGUAAAUUAUUUUAGACCGAGAUUCAUUUGGCAAUAAAUAAACAAAUGUGUCUUCUGUAGGUGGUUUUUUAUCAUCCACUUAGAGUCCUCGUUGUUAAUGUGAUGGAGUAUAAUAUAUAAAUAAUUUUAGUUUCAUACACGAGGGCAAACACUUAUUGAAAUAUUGAAGAAAAUUCAAUUCACUUUAAAGUAAAAUGAUCAAGUUGUUCAUUCAUAAGAACUUGUAAAAAUAUUAUAAGAGUUUGAGGAUAAUUUAAAAUAAUUUUUAACUCUUCAUGAAUAAUUUGCCAUUGAAGUAUUUUAUCAUAUUAUAUUUUAUUAAGAUUCAUAGAAAUAAAAUGGAUCAAACAGAAAAAUAAAGUUAAAUCAAAUAAGCAUCGACUCAUUCCAUAAGUGAUCAUUUUCAUUCUUUGGAAGAUUAAAAUACAAUUUAAAAUCCAAAUUAGUAAAUAUUCAACAAUGAUGACCUUGACACUAGCCAAUUCGAAAGUGAAUAACACAUCAAAUUGUAAUUUGAAUGUUUCGAAAUGUCUUUGGCAAAAGUGAGUGAGGAAGAAAAACAAUAAUGGAAAUAAAAAUUACUAUAAUUAAUUAACACUCUUUGAAUAAUUUU
This is a messenger RNA of Paramecium sonneborni, 1017 nucleotides long. The record is from the annotation of a GenBank genome assembly. NCBI's taxonomy places the organism in Eukaryota, Ciliophora, Oligohymenophorea, Peniculida, Parameciidae.